This is a messenger RNA of Mytilinidion resinicola, 658 nucleotides long. RefSeq lists its product as uncharacterized. The coding region runs from base 166 to 618 and encodes 150 amino acids. The transcript has a single exon. The record is from RefSeq and is a predicted model, not a curated record. Lineage: Eukaryota; Fungi; Ascomycota; Dothideomycetes; Mytilinidiales; Mytilinidiaceae.
GCUUACCAUUUGCGGGCCCUUGGUGUUUGCAUUGCGCUUAUGUGAGUCAGCACGCCAGCACCACCCGCUUCCUACGACCACCCGCUUCCUACGGCCACCCGCUUCCUGCGAUCACUCACUUCCCACGACCACCCACUUCCUGCGAUCACCCGGUUCCCACAGAUUAUGAGGCGAGAGGACGCUAUGGCUUCGCCUUUAAUUGGCCGUUUAAGCCGUCCAGUACGGUUUCUUAUCCGUACUCGCCCAGUCCAGCUUGAGAAGAUUCACCCUUCCGUUGACAAGGCUGACACCGAGUUACUCGAGCAAUUCUGGACUCAAAUAUCCGGGAGGACCGACACAACUGAAAUUUGCCAUUUGAUUACAAAGAUUUCAGACAGGAAGGGUUCGGAUCGAGUGGACAUUGUUUUUGACUACGGUGUGCCUUUAGAUGCGGACGGACCUAAUGUUAUGGCUUUUGAUGUGAAAUGCAGCGAUUCACGUUUGAUAGUCAAGCGACUGGCCAGUCCAGCCAUAUCGCCAAAGGUGAACGAGACGGUGAAGUGGUGGAGAGAGAUAAAUCUCGAACAUAAUAUCAGUUUUCCAAGUCGAACAGAUGUUCGGAGAAAGGGACGUGCUUAGGAACCAGCUUGAGAUAUAAACAUAAUCGCAGAUGCGGAUU